Molecule: messenger RNA, 845 nt
Organism: Helicoverpa zea (corn earworm)
Lineage: Eukaryota; Metazoa; Arthropoda; Insecta; Lepidoptera; Noctuidae
Gene: Gpa2
Product: thyrostimulin alpha-2 subunit
Exons: 3
Coding region: 297-623 (108 amino acids)
Biological process (GO): cell surface receptor signaling pathway
Molecular function (GO): hormone receptor binding
Source: RefSeq, a predicted model, not a curated record
UACGUUUCGUUAUACGACCUCAAAAUUAUAUGACGUUGAUAAUAUACGACGCGUCGCACCGUUUCCUUCCAGUAACGUACCAAGAUCAGCGAAAUCUUGGCAUCAGCUAGAAAAAGAUAAAAUAGAAAAUCCCUCAUUUGCACAGAGAACAUAUUUGUCAAACUGUGGUGUUAUUUAUUGUAGGUUGUUAUCUAGGGGACGCCCUAUCAACGUUUUUUUUUUGGUGUUUGAAAGUAUAUUCAUAUCAUUUAUAUUGUUUUUAUUCUUUCGUGGAACUCAACGUUUUGUGUAAGCCAAUGAUGACGUCUAUAGUUUUAAAAGUUGUUAAAGACUUCCGCGGCCAUCAGCGGGAAAUUCAAAAAUGCCAUACCAGGAACAUAAGCAUACCAGACUGUGUAGAAUUCAAAAUCACUACAAACGCCUGUCGAGGAUUUUGCGAAUCUUGGUCACUGCCCAGUAUCAUGUUGGGUUUCAAGCGGCAUCCCGUUACAUCAUUAGGUCAAUGUUGCAAUAUCAUGGAAUCCGAAGACGUACCUGUGAAAGUGCUGUGCUUAGAUGGAGAAAGAAAUUUAAUAUUUAAAUCAGCCGUUUCGUGUUCUUGUUACCACUGUCAAAAGGAAUAGGUAGAUUGAACUACGUAGAAGUCUUCAUCUCUUUAAAAAAAUUGUUUGUUCAGUACUGUGUAGAAAUUUAGGUAUACUUAAAUGUGACUAUAGAAGCUGAAAAUACUUACUAUCUAAGUAUGUACCUAUCUAUAAGGAAAAAUAACUUGCAACAUCAUACUAUCAAAUGUUACACUAGUUAAAUUAAAUGUGAUUAAACAUAUCGAACAUGUCAAAUCCAAA